Oncorhynchus masou masou (cherry salmon) is the source of this 3699-nucleotide messenger RNA. RefSeq names its product forkhead box C1-A-like. Gene Ontology annotation, molecular function: RNA polymerase II cis-regulatory region sequence-specific DNA binding; DNA-binding transcription factor activity, RNA polymerase II-specific. The transcript has a single exon. Bases 262 to 1677 code for a protein of 471 amino acids. Gene Ontology annotation, biological process: cell differentiation; regulation of transcription by RNA polymerase II; anatomical structure morphogenesis. The record is from RefSeq and is a predicted model, not a curated record. Lineage: Eukaryota; Metazoa; Chordata; Actinopteri; Salmoniformes; Salmonidae.
CAAGUUUCUCUGUCGUGACGGAUGCUUGAGCUGUAGUUUUCUCAAUGUUCGCCUCAGUAGACUGUGCGCAGCCUUCACUCCAGUCACCCUGGCAAGCCGUGGCGUAGGCUAAACAUAUUUCCACAAACUCCCUUCGCAACAAACAGAAAAUAAAGCAAAGGAGACUGCGAAGGAAACCGGAGCUACCCAUCCCCGUCUGGCUGAAACUUUUGGGAGAGUUCUUCAUUCUUUCAAACUUUACGGGAAGGCGAGGAGGAGAGAAUGCAGGCGCGCUACUCCGUCUCCAGUCCUAACUCCCUUGGCGUUGUGCCUUACAUUAGCAGUGACCAGAGCUACUACCGGGCCGCGACCGGUGGAGGAUACACCGGUAUGUCUGCUCCCAUGAGUAUGUACUCUCACCCGGCCCAAGACCAGUACCAGGCCAGCAUGGCGCGUGCGUACGGACCGUACACCCCGCAGCACCAGCCCAAGGACAUGGUCAAACCUCCGUACAGCUACAUCGCCCUCAUCACCAUGGCGAUACAGAACUCACCAGAUAAGAAGGUGACACUGAAUGGGAUUUAUCAAUUUAUCAUGGAGAGGUUUCCGUUCUACCGAGAUAACAAGCAGGGCUGGCAGAACAGCAUCCGGCACAACCUGUCCCUCAACGAGUGCUUCGUCAAAGUGGCCCGGGACGAUAAGAAGCCGGGUAAAGGCAGCUACUGGACUCUGGAUCCGGACUCAUAUAACAUGUUCGAGAACGGCAGCUUCCUGAGGCGUCGCAGACGGUUCAAGAAGAGUAAUGUUCAGAAGGACAAGGAUGACAGGCAAGGCAAGGACUCGUCAAGGAGAGGAGCCCCUGACCUGGAGAACGAGCAGCCCGUGCAAGGCUCCCAGCCCGUGCGCAUCCAGGAUAUAAAGACGGAGAACGGGACUUCUACUCCUCCACAGACCGAGUCCCCAGGCUUACCUGUGCCCAAAACAGAGAGUCCUGGCAGCAGUAGUAGUAUGUCCACCGGCAGCCCUCACAGUGUGCCCUCCGCCCGGUCCCUCUCAAUGGAGGGCCCCGAGCAUCACCAUCACAUCCAGGCGGCGGCGCAGGGCUUCAGCGUGGACAACAUCAUGACCUCACUUCGGGGGUCGCCCCAGGGCACCACGGAGCUCACGUCCCCUCUUAUCGCAUCCUCUAGGACAGGUAUAACCCCCUCUCUAUCGCUCAACUAUUCCCCCAACCAGACGUCUGCUUACAACUCACCAAACUGCAACCAGAACUCCAUCUCCACGAACUCUAACGCUACAUACCAUUGCAACAUGCAAGCCAUGAGCUUGUACGCCGGAGACCGGGGCGGCCACCUCGCGCCCUCCACCACGGUGGACGAGACACUGCCCGAUUACUCCAUCACCACGACGACCACAUCCCCGCUCGGGCAUGGCAACCUGAGCGUGGGACAGGAUGGUGGUCACCACGCGCACCAGGGCCGGCUCGCGUCCUGGUACGGGGACCUGGGACAUCUGGGCACGAGCUACCCGGCACAGCAACAGAACUUCCACUCGGUGCGAGAGAUGUUCGAGUCUCAACGGAUCGGUUUGAAUAGCUCCCCGGUUAACGGGAAUAAUAGCUGUCAAAUGGCUUUCCCCUCCGGUCAAUCCAUCUACCGUACUUCCGGAGCUUUCGUUUAUGACUGCAGCAAGUUCUAAAAACAACAAAACCAUGUUUUUUUUUUUACGAAUAACUUUAAUAUAUAUUUUCAUCUUUUGUACUUAAACCUUCCUCAUACUGGUCCAUUAUUCCUCACAGAAUGGACUAAACAUAUUGAGAGAGAUGAGAUUUGUUCUGGUGUGUAUGUCAGACAGAGGGGUGUGUUACAUCACCAAAAAACACGUAAGUUUUUUUUCUCUCUCACUUCGGGAUCUUUUUUAAAGAUUGUUGUUUUAACAUCCACCAUUUUAUAAACGUGUUAUUGAUUGUAAAUUGCAUAUAGUAAUUUAUUAUUAGAAAGUAAGGGAUUCUAGUUGGAUGUUCUGGACUAAGUUUCCAAAUUCAGCUGCCUAAAAUUGUCCAAGGAAUUGUUAUUUUAUAACAAAUGAGGGGAACUUGUAUACCGAACUAUUCUAUUAAAUGUUUUGUCUCAUUUGUUAGAAGUAUUCUGAAGGCAUUGCAUUGUUUGUCUAAUAAAUUGCCAAUCUAUUUGAUUUAAAUCUGACGUGUUUAUUAGCUCGCCAUAGAGGCCUAUAUUGUCCUGGCUUUAGAAUAAGGGAGGCAAUGUAAAAUAAAAGUUUGGCCUAUUAUUGCAAAAUUAGGUGUCAUGUUGCAUUUUCUGUUCGUACAUAGACGUCAUUUGUAUAUAGGCCUAUGGUUCAAAUCAUGUGUCAUUUUAAAAGACUGAGGUAUGCCUAAACAUAAACAAACUGCAGGGGACGUUUGUCUUCUGUAUUUCGAAUUAAUUAUAUAAAACAGAAACGAUGGUACAAAACACCUCACACAGUGUGACUACAUUUACGGCGGCUAUUUAGAGUAAUUAAGGCGUUCUGUUUCUUGUCUUGAUGUACUGUGAUGGCCUUAUGGCCCUGCUACAAUAAUGAGGCCUAUUGGGGUACAUCAGCACGCAGUUUUGUUCUGCUAGCAAACGUUGCAGUCUGUAGUGAGUUGCAUUGGUUUAUUUUCUUGAGAAAUCCCUGUAAAAACACAAACCGUUUCAACGAGGUGACAAUUGUAUGAGUCCCAGUAUUAUUACAACGUAAAGCAAUACUACACACACACAAGGCUACAGCGACUAAUCCGAUUGUUCUGAUGUAUUACACGCACUGUAAUCCGAAAGGAUGUAAUAUAGGCUAUAUGUUUGUUCCUGGGCUUGUAGUGUAUUAUGCAAGUACUCAGGGUUUGUGAUAUAUCUCCGUGUAAUUGUUAGUUAUUCCUGUGAAAGGAUAGGCUAUUGUUAUGGUAACAUAACAAAUGUUUCAACAUACCUCUCCUUAGGCUAUGGGAUGUGCUAGAGGGGGAAAUACGAUUGGUGGGUCCAAAACAUCCAAUCAAAAUAAUGAUGAGCAAAAUGCUCGUUUUGUUUCUACAUUUAGGACUAUCUUGAAUGCAGGGUUUGCAAUAUUUGGGCAUUUUUGCUUUGUUAUAAAAAUCUAAAAUAAGUUGUAGGCUACUGGGCCUACUCGUCUGCCUUGGCCUAUAUUUGUGUCGUCAGCAGAAAUGAAAUGUUCCACAGAACUACAGCACACAAUCUGAGAUAGAGAUACGGGACAGAGGUAAGAGAGUGAGAGAUACAUAACUACACAAACAAAUGUUGUGUUUGUGCAAUUAAGAUACCGUAGUAAUUUAUAUUCUAAAAUCAUAAGGCUAUAUUGAGGAGGGAUGUGAAGUCAAUUUGGUGACAACAUAUGUAAGCUUGGCUUGGCUUUUUUUCCCCCUGAGAUGAAAUACUCUGUCAUCAUCUUGACCUCCAGGCCUCCUUUAGUUUAACGGGUCCUUGGUGCAGGGCGAGCCAGAAGCCAAACGUUGUAACACGGCUAUUGAUGGAGGGCUAGGUCGCUGUUUAGGCUACUAGCUCCCCGGUGCCAGGGUAUCCGGCUGUUGUUUGGAGUGGCCACGUGUGUUUACGGACGCUUAGUUAUACCACGCAUACCUGAAAUAUUAUCUUUGCCAGAUGUUAGGUUGCUGCAGCAACUUGUUAAAGAUUACAUAAAACAUUGCCAACAACACAGAGAGAGAGA